Loxodonta africana (African savanna elephant) is the source of this 1641-nucleotide messenger RNA. Its product is annotated as putative serine protease K12H4.7. The record is from RefSeq and is a predicted model, not a curated record. The coding region runs from base 32 to 1492 and encodes 486 amino acids. Gene Ontology annotation, molecular function: dipeptidyl-peptidase activity; serine-type exopeptidase activity. Lineage: Eukaryota; Metazoa; Chordata; Mammalia; Proboscidea; Elephantidae. Gene Ontology annotation, biological process: proteolysis. The transcript is spliced from 9 exons.
AGUCCAAACUGUGGAAACUGCUUCCCACAGCAUGACCAUGGCCCAAGCUCUUGGGUGGCUGCUGCUGCUGCUCUUCUGUUCGUCUGCUCACAGUUUUCUCUGGAGACGGACUCGUGGUGCCUAUGAGAGCAAAGGGAUGAGCCCUACUGGUGAUGGUUCCUUCCAGCAAAAGUUGGACCAUUUUAGCAAAAAUUCUACAGAGUUAUGGCCACAGAGAUAUUUCUUUAAUGAUGCCUUCUAUAAACCUGGAGGGCCAGUAUUUCUACUCAUUGGAGGAUUUGAGACUGUCUGUGAAUCCUGGAUAUCAACAAACAAUACCUGGGUUUCAUAUGCUGAAAGAUUGGGCGCCCUCUUCUUACUUCUGGAACACAGGUUUUACGGACACAGCCAACCAAAAGGAGAUCUGAGUACUGCCAGCCUCCACUACCUCAGCAGCAGGCAAGCCUUGGCUGACAUUGUGAACUUCCGAAUUAAAGUAGCAGAAAAAGUGGGACUCACCAAAAAUAAAUGGGUUGCAUUUGGCUGCUCUUAUGGCGGAUCCCUUGCAGUGUGGUCAAGAAUAAAACACCCUGACCUGUUUGCUGCAGCAGUGGGCAGCAGUGCACCGAUCAAAGCAAAAGCUAAUUUUUAUGAAUACCUUGAAGUUGUUCAAAGAUCUUUGGCCACUCAUAACAGCAAAUGUUUUCAAGCAGUGAGAGAGGCUUUUGGUCAAGUUGUGAAGAUGCUGAGUCUUCGAAAAUACCACAGACAGCUUAGAAAGGAUUUCACGUUAUGUAAACCUAUGAAACGUUUCUCCGAAAUGGACAAAGCCUUUUUUAUAGAACAUUUGGUUUUUCCUUUUAAGUCCGCUGUUCAGGAUAAUGACAAUGAAAGUGAUUAUGAGGGAAUACAGGUUUCAUUCGGCAUGGAUGAACUUUGUGACAUGAUGACUAACACUUCACUGGGUUCACCGUACUAUAGAUUUGUUAGACUUCUACACGUACUAUUCAAGGAUGAAUAUUUGCGUUGCUUUCCUGCACAAUACGAAAAGAAACUGGAAGUCUACUUGGACUCUUCCAUCAACCACCACAAUCCCACAAAAGCCAGGCAAUACUUCUAUCAGUGUUGCACUGAAUUUGGGUUCUUUCACACCACGGAUUCAAAGAACCAGCUCUUCACUGGAUUGCCUCUCAGUUAUUUUGUUCAGCAAUGUUCUGAUUUCUUUGGCCCUGAGUUCAAUUAUGAUUCAUUGAAUAUGGGUGUUAUGUCCACCAAUGCGUACUAUGGUGGCUUCAAAGUGACAGGAAGCAAAAUCAUCUUUUCCAAUGGUUCCUUUGAUCCUUGGCACCCUCUGGGAAUUACAAAGGAUAUCAGUAAAGAUUUGCCUGCUGUCUUCAUUAAAGGUGCAGUACAUUGUGCAGAUAUGUACCAACAAAAAGAUACUGAUUCAGCUGAACUAAUUCAAGCACGAGAAAAAAUCUUCCAGAUUCUACAACAAUGGCUAAAGGAAUAGAUCUCUCUGAAAAACAAAUACAACAGAACCUGAAAUCUGGACUCCCAUUUUAUUGUUCAAAUGUAAAAUGUCCUACAAGGGUGAAAUUAGACCAGCCCCUCUCUGUAUGUUUACAGUCGGUUUUGAUUUCAUGGAGUCAUCUUGUUCCU